Trichoderma virens Gv29-8 is the source of this 489-nucleotide messenger RNA. RefSeq lists its product as uncharacterized. The transcript has 4 exons. The coding region runs from base 1 to 489 and encodes 162 amino acids. The record is from RefSeq and is a predicted model, not a curated record. NCBI's taxonomy places the organism in Eukaryota, Fungi, Ascomycota, Sordariomycetes, Hypocreales, Hypocreaceae.
AUGUCUGCCGUGGACAGGGUGCUGACACGAACCCUGAAUGUUGGGCUGGGGCUUAAUAUAGAGAAGAGCGCCAAGUGUUCUCACUGCGUCGCCGGUCACCACAAGUGCGAGGACCUGCUCGUAGACCAAGAUGGCAAAAUCAAGCCUGCCGCGCGCGCCGUUGCGGCCGCAUCCCUCAAGGUGUCCCAGGGCGAGGAGGUCACGGCAUACGAAGAUUUGGCCACCAAAUACAACUUGCUUGCCCGCCGGGAAGCCAAACGAAGAAUGCCGUCAGCGGCUGGUUCUGUUUCAGCUGCUGCUCCAGCCAUGAGCACAGAUGCUCUAGCUGAGCUCAUGCGCCGACAAACCGAAAUCCUUUUGGACAUACGAGCUGAGUUGAGUGCAAUGCGCGAGAGGUCGGGCGCGGGAAUGCCGCCGGUGGAAAGCUCGGAUAUGUAUGAAGAUGACUAUGGCUUUGACCAAGAGAUGGAUAGAGAAGCUGAAGAGUAA